UGCUCUCCAGUAACUAAUGUCCUGUUUCUUAAGACGCAUAAAACAGGGUCGUCCACAGUAUCUAACAUUUUUUUCCGAUAUGGCGACUCCCGAGAUCUUUCAUUUAUUCUUGGUGGAGACACACUCAUUGGUUGGCCAAGACGCUUUAGAAUUGAACAUACCUUGAAACGUAAUAAUCUACAGCCAAAUUUUCUUUGUAGUCACACGAGGUACAGUAAGAAAACGAUGAAUUACCUUUUUCCAAAAAAUGGCAGUAAAUAUAUCACAAUCCUUCGAAACCCAGUUGAGCAAUUUGAGUCUGUUUUUAGCUAUAUGGGGCUCAGUAAAGUAUAUAAUCUAGGUGCUGACCCCACACAAUCUAUUAAACAAUUUCUCAGGAAAGGAAUAGAAUUUAAAGAUAUACAUAAAACUCAGUCGUCAGUUUUAGCCAGAAACCCAAUGAUGUUUGAUUUGGGUUUAGACCCUCAGUUUUAUCAGAAUGCUACAGCAGUGAAGAACUACAUUGCAUUUUUGGAGAAGGAAUUUGACCUAGUAAUGCUUAUGGAGUACUUUGAGGAGUCCGUGGUGCUUAUGAAGCGCUUGCUUUGCUGGGAACUCAGUGAUGUUCUACAUAUUAAAACAAAUGAGAGAAUAGAUAAAGAAAAAGCUGCGUUCAGCGUAAACAUGAGGGAAAACAUACAACGGUGGAACAAAGCUGAUAUGUUGCUCUAUGAUCACUUCAACAAGACUUUUUGGAAUACAAUAAAAUUGGAAGGUGAAGGGUUUUACAAAGACCUUGCAGUUUUUCAACAAAUGAAGAACGAAAUGGAAAAGACAUGUUACAGUGGAACAACACUCCAAAUGGCCUAUCAAGGCAAAUAUGUGAAGAGCCUGGCUUUGAAUCCAAACCUGUCGCAAGCAAAUAGAGAGAAAUGUGAAAAAAUGACAAGAAAAGAGAACAGUUAUCUUGAGUACUUAAGACGGAAGCAAUCUUUUAAAUCAUCUGGACCUAUGAAGGCAGUAUUAAGAGAGGAAAAUGAACCUAACAAGCUUACCUGGGAUGCGGCAAAAGAUCUUCGAUACGAUCCCCUACCACUUUGA
This is a messenger RNA of Pocillopora meandrina, 1080 nucleotides long. Lineage: Eukaryota; Metazoa; Cnidaria; Anthozoa; Scleractinia; Pocilloporidae. The record is from the annotation of a GenBank genome assembly.